Messenger RNA from Corvus hawaiiensis (hawaiian crow), 3569 nucleotides. RefSeq names its product PDZ and LIM domain 4 (gene PDLIM4). The record is from RefSeq and is a predicted model, not a curated record. The transcript has 7 exons. Gene Ontology annotation, biological process: heart development; actin cytoskeleton organization; muscle structure development. Gene Ontology annotation, molecular function: muscle alpha-actinin binding; actin binding. NCBI's taxonomy places the organism in Eukaryota, Metazoa, Chordata, Aves, Passeriformes, Corvidae. The coding region runs from base 86 to 1078 and encodes 330 amino acids. Gene Ontology annotation, cellular component: adherens junction; stress fiber; filamentous actin.
UCCGCCCUGGCAUUUAGGAGUUGCGGCUGGUGAUCGCGAGUGGGAGCUGGAGCCGUCCGUGGGUAGGGAGUGUUCCACUGCCGCUAUGUCCCACUCGGUGGUCCUGCGUGGCCCUUCGCCGUGGGGUUUUCGUUUGGUGGGCGGUAAAGAUUUCAGCGCCCCGCUGACCAUCUCCAGGAUUAACCCUGGAAGUAAAGCAGCCAUGGCAGACCUAUGCCCAGGAGACACUAUUUUGGCAAUCAAUGGAGAGAACACGGACAACAUGACACAUCUAGAAGCACAAAACAAGAUCAAAGCGUGUGUGGACCAGCUGCUGCUCUCUGUGAACAGAGCCGAAGGGAAGACGUGGUCACCCCCUGUCCUGGAAGAUGGCAAGGCUCAAGCGUACCGGAUCAACAUCGAGCCAGACUCUCAGGACAGUGGCCCUGCCCAGAGCAGGAGGUCAAUUCCCCAUGGAUCUGAGGGCAGCCCCAUGGACAACAAGCAGAUGCUGAAUGUGCAGCAUCACCAACCAACCCGGCUCCAUGUGAACAACAGCUCUGAGUCAGCGCUUCCAGGCCAGCUGAGUGGACUCCACAUCACUCCUGCCCACAGCAUUGACCCCGUGAAGUCUCUCCCACGGAACAGAAAUGGGAUUGAUGUGGAGUCAGAUGUCUACAAAAUGCUUCAGGAUUAUGAAAAGCCCAUUUCAGAGCCAAAGCAGUCGGGAUCCUUCCGAUACUUACAGGGAAUGUUGGAGGCCGGUGAGAAUGGUGAAAAACUCGACAAACUGAGCAACCCCCGAAACAUCAAGCCCCCGGUGCCAAAGCUUGGUGGUCCCAUGUCCGGGCUGCAGAUGCUUCCCGAGUGCACCCGCUGUGGGAAUGGGAUUGUGGGCACCAUCGUCAAGGCUCGGGACAAACUCUACCACCCCGAGUGCUUCAUGUGCGACGACUGUGGCCUCAACCUGAAGCAGAGAGGGUAUUUCUUCAUUGAGGAGCAGCUGUACUGUGAGACGCACGCCAAGGAGAGGGUUAAACCCCCCGAGGGAUAUGAUGUGGUCGCUGUUUAUCCAAACGCUAAAGUUGAACUCGUCUAAGCCUGGGCUGUGCUCUGGAGAGGUCGGGUGUGCCCACCCACGUUCUCCUGCCAGCUGUGAGCAGCGGGGCUGUAAUCAACUCCGAUUACCAAAGCCCAAGUUAAAAUGCUUUUUCCUAGAUAAAACCAUUUACACUUGGGAUCUCUGGAGAAUGGUGUUGAAAGCAUUCAAACAGGUUUUCCCUUCUUUUUGGCACUCUGCUUUUUGCUGUGUUGGGUUAUUAGUCUGUGCUAUAGUCUUAUCCAAGAUCUGUGUAAAUAUUGAUUAAUUCUCUACUCUGUUUCAUAUAAAAACCUGUAUUCCUUUUUUUUUUUCUUUUUUUUUUUUUUUUUUUUGUGCCCUCCUUCUACUGAAGAUGUUUUAGAAGAUGUUUUAAAAGCUCAAAGAAAAUAAGGCACUUUAGCAAAAGAAGCUGUCUCUUAUGUCCUGACCCUAAUCUUCUGUCCUGUGGCUGCCCCAGUGAUUAAAAACCAAUCCCUGAGAGUCAGGACGAUACCAGUGGGUGCCUCAGUCAGCUGCAUCCCAGCAGAUGUGUCAAGGAAGGGUGGUCUCUUAAAGCAGUAAUUAUAGUGAAACUCCCUGGACCAGGGCAGUGCAGUUUGAAGCUGACACGGACUGAUUUGAGUUCCCCAAGAGAUCUCCACACUGAGUGUGUGAUGAGGUUUUUUUCUUCCUUCUUCUACUCCUAAUUCUAUUGUUCUGUCAUCUAAUCACUCAAGCACACCUUGAAAGGACACUGCAGUAGUCUGGAGCACCCUUUGAUUAUCCCUACUUCUGCCCACAGAUGCCUUUGCUUUGGCCAUUGUGACUGUUCCCCAGUUUUUGCUAUAGUUUUGCAGUCCUUUAUUUCUAGAUCCUCAGAUCACUGCUAUCUGGGUCUGCCUCCCAGCAGGGAGGGGGUGAUAAAAUCCCUCCAGGCACUUAGGGAAUAACUGGAGCUUGGGUGAGCCCCAAGUCCCAGGGCGGCAGGAUUAGUUUUAUACCCAUCUCCCAAGGCUGUGCCUUCAGCCACAUCCAUCAUCCACUUUAUUUGACAGGGAAGAGAUUUUGUGGAUCUUGAAAUGUUGCUUUGUUAGAGAAAUGUGGGUUUUUUCAUGUUAAUACUUGGAGGAAGGAGAGAGAGAGUUGAGUUGCUCAGCUGCUGAGUACUGCUGUGCAAGGUGAUGGGAGCUGUGUCUUUGCUACCAUGAGGUUACUUCUGCUUUGCAACAGCCUCACUUUGAGAGCCUCACCCCUUUCCCUCCUGGUUCUCCAUAAGAGGGAAAACUGUGGAUUGGAGGAGGGUUGGGAGCAUGAUCCUAGUUGGGGCUGAGCAGGUAAUUUCUUCCUACAGGUUCUGCACCCCAGAAGGAAUUUUAGGGUGUUACUGGUCUCCAUCUAGAUCUCUUCAUGCAGUGCUUUACAGAGAUGCAGCAGCUCCUGCCCUGCGUCCCGCAGCCUCCCAGCAGCCCUGGGCUCCCUCCAGCUGGGUACCACAGGGAUGCUGGCUGUGUGCAUUCCUGCUAGCAGCCGGACAUCCAUCUCCCCCUCCUUCUGCCAUCAGGAAUUUUUAAUUAUUAAAUUACAAGAAACAUGGAAAUUUUUAUCACAGAGCUGAACCAUGUUUUUCUUGUAUUUGCAUGACCUUGCUUGGUCAGUUGGACUCUCUGAAGGGGAAUGUUUGGGACAAGUGUAAAUGAGGAGACUAAUGGUAAUCAGGUGGGAAGCAUUACUGCCCUGGUUUGCAGGGCUCUACUUGGAGCUCCUUAGGUUGCCAUUGUUGGAAACAUUUAUUCUGAAUUCCUCUGUUAUCCUUACACAUAGCCGGUUCGAGCUCUGGUGCCUGUAGCUUGAGAGUUCGGGCUUCACCCAAAUAGGAUUGAAUACAGCUCAGCUGCAUGAUGGAAAACUCAACGUGAAUGGCACAGGGUGCCUUUCCCCCUUUUCCAGGCAGACAUUUGGACCUGCCAGUGGUGCUGUUUGUCACUCCCUGAGGCUUUUGUCCCCAUUUGACUCCACCUGCAUGGUGGCCAUAUCCUUCAGGAUGCCAGGAGUCAGCAGCCCUGAUACAGGGAAUGCCAAGAAGUUCUUAAGUUGGUUCAUUGCCCUCAUUUUAAACACCCAGCUGAGCCAGGGCACCCUUGGUGGUCUUGCUUGGCUGGCACACCAGUACAGCACUGGGAGUGCUGGGCAUGGAGCCAUUCUUUUAAUUUGAUCCCAGGUUCCCUCAAAUGAGUAUUUCCACAUGGCCUCUCAUGAUACCCUUUCUUAGGAGUAAUCAAUUCACUUGAUCCCCCUGCAGAGCUUGGAGCUGCCUCACACAGGCCCAUCCCAGGGCACAUGGUUUCCUGGCUUCAGGCCACCCCAUUACUGUUGUGAGGCUUGCAGGAACAGCCACAGGCAAGUGUCACCUUCUGUGUCACCAGAUAAUGCUGUUAAACUCUGUAAAAUAUGGGGAGGGUGCUGUUUGUAUGAAACAAAAAAAUAAAAUUGUAUUAUGGGUUUUGUCUGA